Messenger RNA from Danio aesculapii, 937 nucleotides. RefSeq names its product calcitonin/calcitonin-related polypeptide, alpha (gene calca). NCBI's taxonomy places the organism in Eukaryota, Metazoa, Chordata, Actinopteri, Cypriniformes, Danionidae. Gene Ontology annotation, cellular component: extracellular region. The record is from RefSeq and is a predicted model, not a curated record. Gene Ontology annotation, molecular function: hormone activity; calcitonin receptor binding. The coding region runs from base 122 to 502 and encodes 126 amino acids. The transcript is spliced from 5 exons.
GUGGAUUGUAGCCUAAUGCAACAGACUCAAAAUUCCAUCAAGUUGAAUUAUCCCCUCUGUUUUGGGACGACUCUUUUCUAUUCUCUAUCUGUUGCACGCAGCUGAGCAUCUUAAGGGGACCAUGGUUAUGUUGAAGAUCUCCGCAUUUCUUGUUGCCUACGCUCUGAUUAUUUGCCAGAUGUACAGCUCUAAUGCAGCUCCUGCCAGGCCCGCACUGGAAUCAUCACCAGAUCGAACUACACUUAGCGACUACGAGGCGAGAAGAUUGCUUCAAGCUAUUGUCAAAGAAUUCAUGCAGAUGACCGCAGAGGACAUGGAGCAACAAGCUACCGAGGAAAACAGUGUUACGACACAGAAGAGAGCCUGUAACACGGCCACAUGCGUGACCCAUCGCUUGGCAGACUUUCUGAGCCGCUCGGGAGGGAUUGGAAGCAGCAAAUUUGUGCCCACUAAUGUGGGCUCCCAGGCGUUCGGCAGACGAAGGAGGCUCAGUCAGGAGUAGUCAGCUCAAUGGCUCAUUGUGAAAUGGUCACCAGUCCACACAUCCACAGUUCCUCUUUGAUUGCUGUCAAUAAAAGAGAACCCGUCAUGUCCACAUUAUGAACCCUGGAAUGGAAACUCCUCAUUUUCAUCUGAACGGACACCAGUUGAUAGCUCUGAACGUUUCCAUCCAGCCAGACAUUAUAACCGCUCAUUGUUUCUGUUCGCUUCUUCAAGUGAAGCAACAUAAGUUGUAAAAGAAAAAGCAAAUGAAAAGAUCUUUUUUUUCUACUCAUCUGGAUCAGAGGAAGAGCAUCGCUUCAUUCUUUCCUCUCGGCUGAGAGCACAUUCAGUAUGUACAGUCUGGUUUGGCCCAUGUUCCUUUAAUGUGUCUCAGCACAUUGCGGUAUUUUGGGGAUCAUAUUAAAGCAGUGCCUCAUAAAAAGGCUUCCCUGAA